AUGUUGCAUGAAUCAUUAAAUAAUAAAAUAGUGUUCCCUUUUAUUAGUGUUCCUAGUGGGGUUCCUCCGGUAAUAUUUCUUGAAGAAGAAUCUGACGAAUCAAAAAACGAUUCAGAUGCCAAUAAUAUUAUCAACAAAGCCAGAAGAUGGCUUAAACUGAACAAAGAAAAAAACAAACUCACUAUAGUGCAAUGUUUGUACGAUCUCGCUAGUAAUGCAUACCUGCAAGAAAGUCCUAUUAGAUUUGAUAGUCGAAAUUAUAUUUCCAAGAGAACUAUUGAAAAGGAAGAAACAGAGAUUAGAGAUUUGUUCGAUUACUACUAUAGAGAAGAAUUAAACAAAAAGAACACUUAUCAAAUAGAAGAACUUGAUCUAGAUUAG
Messenger RNA from Dentiscutata erythropus, 381 nucleotides. The record is from the annotation of a GenBank genome assembly. Lineage: Eukaryota; Fungi; Glomeromycota; Glomeromycetes; Diversisporales; Gigasporaceae.